This is a messenger RNA of Diachasmimorpha longicaudata, 4851 nucleotides long. RefSeq lists its product as uncharacterized. Gene Ontology annotation, cellular component: cytosol. NCBI's taxonomy places the organism in Eukaryota, Metazoa, Arthropoda, Insecta, Hymenoptera, Braconidae. The transcript is spliced from 4 exons. Bases 272 to 4831 code for a protein of 1519 amino acids. The record is from RefSeq and is a predicted model, not a curated record. Gene Ontology annotation, biological process: tRNA methylation.
UAGCAAUAUGCGAAGUAUUAGGGAAGGAAUUAUUGGUAUCGAUUUCCUUUCAUUUAAUUAAUUUGUUAAGUACAUUCAAUAAUGUCUGAUACUAAAAUCCUAUGAAUGUUGUGAGGCACCUAAAAAUGUAUAAAGAAGCUCCGUCAUUGGUCAGCAGUGGAACGCACGUGUUACAAGCUCAUGACAACAACUGGAGAACAACAAUGAUAUUUUGAGACAUUUAUUGAAGAAUCGAAAGUCACAUCAAAAUCAUAGAUUCAACAGAAAAACAAUGGAAGAUGGAUGUAAAAGUGACUCAUAUUUUUCUGAUGCUCUUCAAGAACUCAGGAGAAUACAAAAACUCUACCCCCAUGAAGUUAUCAGUACGUUACAGAAAAUUCUGGGCGUCUGUCAGAAACAAGCCCCAAUGACCCCCUCAAACUGGCAACCGCUGGUUGUAGAGCUAUUGACCCUCCUCGCAUCGAAAACGUACCAAGAUGAGGAGUCAAUCCUAUCAGGCCGGAUUAUCUUCUCAAUUCUCACUAAAACCCAAACCUCUGAAGAGGUAACCCACCUCACCGGCCAAUUACUGAAAGUAGUCCCUGAUCACCUGGAGAUAUUUUCCCAGAAAAUUCCCCUCCAGGAUCCCGAAAUCUUUAAACUCAUGGUAAUAAACAGUCACCUCUCCAUCACCAAGAGUAUCCACUCCCCCAGCAUCUCCAACGAUUUCUUCCGAAUAAUCCACUCGCAUUGUUCCACUUACACCAAACACACAUUCCUCGCAUUCCGACUGUUGAAACUCUGGCUAGAAUCUACCCUGGACAGUUGUUUCUGGGGGAAAGACACCAGUAAAUUAGAGAAACAGCUAGAGAGCCUGAUAAUAUCAAACUGGGACAAUUGCAUCGGCGACGUGGCAAAGUGGAACGCCACCGAGAUAUACCCCCUGUAUCUCACAAUAAUGCAGAAUGCUCACCCGAAAUUCGUUGAAAAAUCCUGGAGUCUGGUGGUGGAUCGACUGUCGUGGCAGAACCCCACAAAAUUCACAAUUCUCUCGAUAAUAUCAUCAGUGAGGUCAGAUGCCCCACCAAUGCAGCCUGCGCACAUCAAAGAGAUCGUUAAAAGCCUCCCUAAAAGCCACCUGAAGCAUCCCUCAACGAAGCUGUACCUCUCGCUAUGGCACAAACUCCCUAAAGACGACUGGUUAAAUAUUUUUUACAAAACGGCCCAUCCAAUUGUCAAGACGUGGGAGGAGGGGAACAAUUUGAAUGCUCUCCAGCUGUUCUGGGACCUCUGGGUGAGGCCGACUCUCCUGAAAUUCAGUCCUUCCCUCUUCUUCGAGCUCUGGGCUUAUCUCUUCAAGGAUGAAAUGAUCGUCAGCCAAUCGUUCUUCGUCAAAUUGGCAGCGGAGAAAAGCAUCGGAUUAACAUCUUUGUUAGAAUCUCCAAUAAUCGAGUCAGUUUCCGGUGCAAAAAACGUCUGGAUCAACCACUCUGGAUUUCCACCUGUUUUAACUGAUGCACGGGAGUGUGUGAGGUUGAACGCCUUCGCAAUAUACUGCAGAGGAACUAAAUCCAAGGAACGCGAAGUCAAUGCCCAGGAUUACGAAAUAUGCGAGAGAUUUCUUUACUUCAACGCGAGAGCCGCUUCGAUAGGAUUCAGAAAAGGGUUGCUCGACAGUUUCAAGAAAUUCAUCGGGAGAAUAUCCAGCCGUCCUCCUAAAAAAGAAGACCUUGAUUUCUCGGAACACCUUCACGACUUCAUCCUGAACGGUUUCGAAGUGGGGUCUUGCUACCAGAGGAAGAUCAUAGCCCUGAACCUGUACUCCAUUAUCUCUGAAAAUGCAAGGAAACACGACAAGAAGUUAUGGUCGUGGACCCACAGCAGCAACAGGAGUUUCGAGGCGCUUGCGAAGUUGUGCCUAGACCCAGUGGAGGAAGUGCGAACGCAAGCCUGUGACAUCCUCUGCACCUUCGACGCAAGGAUUUUCACAGAAGCCGUGCAGCGCACUUUACACGAAGAGGGCAUGAAGAAUUGCAGGUCUUCCAAGUUCUACGAAAUCUUUGGUGGCGCCAAACUUCUCAGACUAAUUUCCACGAGAAAGGAAAUGGACUUCUCGUGGGAUCUUCUCGACGAAAUGAAGAAGCAGUUGUCUGCCAUGAGGGAGGACAUCCUGAGAGCUACCACUGGAGCCUCCCCCUUCUACGGUGCUCUGACAGCUCUUCUGGAGACAACCGAUCGCGAUAGAAUCGGUUUGGAUGAAGAAUUCCGUCACCAGCUCGUGGAUAUCCUGGAGGAGGCCUCGAUCUUCUUCCUGGAUUCCUUGUCUCCAACUCCUGGGAGCUCUGAAUGUUCAUCGUCCUUCGCAGAAAUGGGAAUAGCGAUUGAAGCGAUUAUAACGAACAGUGGAAUUAUCGAUGAAUCAGACGAGUGGGUGUUGUCACCAGCGCAUCAAACGAUUCUCUCAUGCAUUUGGAUGUCCCUCGCGACAAUUUGCGAAGCGUCAGGGAGACUGACGUGCAUUAAUGCAUUGGGGGAGGAAAUCUACAUGCGGCUGAUAAACAUAGUGGUGAGAAUUCUGAUGAAAUGUCGACAUAAGGGAGUUAUCAUGACCGCCGGGGGAGUCCUCGGAAGGCUGAUGAAUAAUCAGAACCUCCGGGUGGAGUACUUCGUGGAGCAUCUGGAGAAGCUUCUCAGUGUGGAUUCGCGGGAUGUCAAUAUGACGAGACAGGGGGCGGGACAGACCAUCAUGUUUCAUAAGCUCGUAUCCAAUGGGAAUAAACGGAGUCGGCCGCUUCUACAAGUGGCGCUGAGGAGGAUGUUGAAGGGUUUGAGACAGUCGGGGAAUUCCGGAGACUCGUCGAUCGGGGGGAAUUCUAAGGCUGACGAUCCCACAGCUCGGCAGAUUCAUUUUCUCAGAAGCGCUGUCGCUGAUAAGUCUCUUCAUGAAUAUCUGCUUCCUUACCUGGAGGAGAUCGCCUUGAUUUGUCUGAUGCAUCUGCGAUCUCCCGAGUGGCCGGUGCGUAAUGCCAGUCUUCGGCUGCUGGGGGCCAUCAUCGCGAGACUCGUGGGACAAGCCGGUGAGGAGGCCGGCCACUCGAUCGAACACUUCGUGACGCACUAUCCGAAGCUCGCGGAUGAACUCCUCCAGGAAUUGAAGGGCACGAAGGAGAAUGAUGAUGGGGUCAUGCCUGUUCUCAGUCUCCUCUCCAAGAUGACGGUUUCCGGGGAGGAGUGCCUCGAUUAUUCGUUGGAUGGCUACAGGAGAGAAGUUAUGGAGGAACUCUGGAGACUCUUUGGUCACAGAAUUGCGGGGGUGAGAGGUCUCGUGGCCAAGACGUACGCAGCGAUGGUACCUCCCAGGCACAUCGCUAGAACGAUCCUUCAGAUGACCAGAGCAACUAAUCGCGGCGAUCGAAAUCAUCAGCACUGUCUUUUUGAGACUCUGGGGUACCUCCAGGUGAAGGCUGAGUAUGAGUCCGUUUGUGAUAAUGAGGAGGACAGGGUGCAGGUGCUGGAGGCAACUGCUGAGGGGCUGGAGAGAUUGGAUGCUGUCCUGAGGGAAUGGGCCCGGGGGCAGGGGAGAAUCGAUUAUAUCGUCGAGUCUACGUUUGUUAAGUACCUGUUGAGAUCCCCGGAACUGAAUAAUUGUCGGUUCGAGGGCGAUAUCUGUUGGCGUUCGUCGAUCUCGAGGGGAGUUCGAGAGGAACGGAAUCGUCCUGGGUUCUGGGAGUUCCUCGACAGUUUAGCUGAAAUUCAUUGGACCUUUUGGGGGUUGGAAGGGUGGUUUAUCGAUGAGAUGGACGAGGGGAUUGAUAGGUAUAAUAUUUGUCUGAUGAACCAUGUGAAAAUAGAACAAAUAAAGACUCCGGACUUGGAAAAAAAUCUUGUGGGGAUUUUGACCUCUUUACUCAGGAAGAUAUCUAUGAUUAUGGCGGGAGAUAAGUCAUAUUUGGAGAUGUACUAUCCCCAGAUCUUCGGAUUCUUGAUUAAAAUGUUAGAGGACCAAAAUUGCCGGAAAACCAUUGAAGAAAAUUGUGUAGAAAUUGAUGUUAAAAAAAUUGUGGAGAACCUCGUUGAGAGUAAGAAUGAUAAUCAGAAAAGAUUGGGGCAUAUGUUGAUAGCCCUCACUCUUUUCGAUGAUUACGAUUUUCGGAGGAUGACUCUGGAUUUUGUUCUCCACAUGAUUGUCCGUGGCGACGAAUCGGAAAAAUUGUGGUCGUUGGAUUGCCUGAGGAAGUGCCUCAGAAGCAAGGACUUUGCGGCUCUUGAAAGUGAUCUCAAGUUGAUGAUCGUCGAGGCGCUGGUGAUUCUGUUGAAUGACGAAAUCCCAGAGAUCAGAGAGGCUGCCAACGAGACGAUCACAGUCUCCCGAAUACUGGCAACCUCCCGAGGGAAUUUCGUGACGUCAAGUCAUGCAGAUGUUAAUCUCCAUGAGAUCCUGCGACUGGCGGUUUCUUUGUGGUCAUCUGAUGAGGAAAUAAAUCGGAGUAGAAAGUUCAAUUCUUUUCUCAGGAAUAUUCUGGGCAACAGAUAUUCGAGGAGGAAUACUGGGGGUUUAGAGAGCCCUUUCAAUUACGAUGAAACUUAUCGAGAAGAUGGUAACCUUGUAAAUAUUAUCACUGAACUUGUUCACGAGCAUCUUCCCAGGCCUUUGCUCGAACCUUCAAGUGCUGAUGAAGAACCUAGUAUCAUGAACAGUAUCGACGUUGGUAGGGUCUAUCGGGAGCAAUACGUAGACUUGAACCAUGUAUGGCAGUCUCGCAGAUUAUAUUUUCUGCUGAACAUUCGAUUUGAAGACUAUGUGUCCUACAAGAUAAAUGUUCUGGAUAAAAUGGUGUCGAUAAAAAUAUAAUAAGACGUGAUUAAUUUUAA